Danio rerio (zebrafish) is the source of this 2769-nucleotide messenger RNA. Lineage: Eukaryota; Metazoa; Chordata; Actinopteri; Cypriniformes; Danionidae. The record is from RefSeq and is a predicted model, not a curated record.
UGUGAACUACACGUGUGCCUAUAGGCUAUACAACAGAGUGCAUGGGAACGAAUUCAAGGCGAAAGGAAUCGAUGGGUCACGUUGGCUCUGCAAUACACUAGUGAUGUCUGACAGGAGCCAAAAUGGCAGCGUUGUUUUAUUUCCAAACAUCAUUUUUUAUUCGUGUGACCUAUUCAGCCAGGCGCCUAACCGUGUUUGUUAAAUAACGUUUCCGUUACCUUCAUACGCACGUUUUGAGUAGGUUUGUUCUCUGUUGUCGUUAACCAGAGGAACGGCUGGUUUGUGAAUGAGGCAAGACUGGGGCCGUUUAGUCUUGUGUUUUCCACUCCUCCUCCUCCUGUUGUCAACAAUGACAGCUCCCCUACCAUAGUUGCUGCAAAUGAAAAUGGAGGAUAUGUCUCUGUCAGGCCUGGAUAACACCAAGCUAGAGGCCUUGGCUCAUGACGUGUACUCUGACCUAGUGGAAGAUGCCUGUUUAGGGCUGUGCUUUGAGGUGCACAGGGCCGUCAAACAGGGCUAUUUCUUCCUGGAUGAAACGGACCAAGAAAGUAUGAAGGAUUUUGAAAUAGUGGACCAGCCUGGUGUGGACAUCUUUGGGCAGGUGUACAACCAGUGGAAGAAUAAGGAGUGUGUUUGUCCCAACUGCAGCCGGAGCAUUGCGGCCUCUCGCUUCGCUCCUCAUCUGGAGAAGUGUCUCGGCAUGGGCCGCAACAGCAGCCGAAUAGCCAACCGCAGAAUAGCCAGCAGUAAUAACACAAGCAAGUCAGAAAGCGAUCAGGAAGACAAUGACGACAUCAAUGACAACGACUGGUCCUAUGGCUCAGAGAAGAAAGCCAAGAAGAGGAAGUCAGAAAAGAAUCCAAACUCUCCCAGGAGAUCCAAAUCCCUGAAGCACAAGAAUGGAGAGCUCAGCGGCGGUGUAAAUCCAGACAUGUACAAGUAUAACUACAGCUCUGGCAUAAGCUACGAGACACUGGGACCCGAGGAACUGCGAUCCAUUCUGACUACACAAUGCGGAGUUGUGUCAGAGCAUACAAAGAAAAUGUGCACUCGGUCAACACUACCAGACGCUGACACCAUGCUGGAAAACGAGGCCUAUGAACCCCCUGAUGGCCAGCUCAUCAUGUCCCGUCUCCAUUGGGACGCUUCCUCUGACAUCUCCCCAUCAGACUCGGCAUCUUCAAAAGCCAGCACCAAUAACUCUGAAUCCAAGAGACCGAAGAAGAAGAAGCCCAGCACGCUUUCUCUGACUCCCGCAGGAGAGAGGGAUAAAGCACAGGAGCGAGACAGAAUAGCAGGCAGCGGGAGCAGCGGUAGCAGCUCCCAGAAUGCUCUGGGUCUCUCAAGUCGGAAAAAGCGACCAAAACUUGCAGUUCCUCCAGCACCCAGCAUCUAUGAUGACCUGAACUAAGGCACAUGCAUCCCACACACACACCCACACCCAAUCAUGACUGACUUGAUGAGGUUUUAUCUGGUCUUUAGUUUCCCCCAUUUCAGUGCACGUGAACGUGACGUGUGUGUAAAGACUGGGCCCCUUUUCAGACUUCUGCAGGCAUGAAGAGAUCAUUUGUUACAGCACAGUGUUGCACAGUGAGUGAUUUAACUGAAUAUAUAUAUAUAUAUAUAUUGUGUGAAUGGAACUAGCUUUAUUUUGAUUUUACUAUGCAGUUCACUGUCAUCUCUUAGGAGAUUUGGGUUUACAGUGAUGUGUGUGUGAGAGUUGGACAGUUUGUAUGUGAAUGGGUUGUUGCAAGUAUUUUGUCCCUGGUGGCUCAUGUAAUUCAGUCAGGUGCUUAGUGGUUUUUAAAGGACGUCUCUGCUUCAUGUUGUCUUGCUAAUCUUUCUGCAACCUGAUAGGCUCGGCUAUGCUCUUUUAAUGCCAAACAAUAUACUCUCUUUUGCUCUCCCUUAAAGGGACAGUUCACCCCAAAAUGAAAAUUCUGCAAUCAUUUACUCACCCUUGUUUAAAGCCUUUUUGAGUUUACACAAGAAGAUAUUUUGGAAAAUGAGAGUAUGGAAAUCAGUGUUUUCCAGCAUUCUUCACAAUUUUUGUGUGUGUGUGUUUAAAAGCACAUGAGCGUGAGUGAAUAAUGUGAAUUUUCAAUUGUGGCUGAUCUGUCUCUUUAAUGAACUUGGUUAGCGCUACCAGCAGCUUUCUGCCAAAUCUGUGCGCACACAAUCUUCUGCCUUGUGUGUUUUGGAGUUUGCUGUUCUUGUUUGCUGUCAUGGUUAAUAUAUUUUGCCUGUAUUUAUUUGAUCUGCUGUGUGAAUGUUGUUUUGUUUUAAAUCAUGAUAUGUGUAUGCAUUUCCUCGCAUUAUGGACUUAAAAUGAGUUUGUUGAUCUUCAAAGCACUUACUAUUUAACGUUAGAUGGUUUUGUAUUAAAUAUAGUUUGUUAAAGUCUAAUCAGAAAUGCGUAUAGCAAUUGAAAAUGCACUUAAGAUGGAUCAAAUCCAGCCCCUAUGGACGCCUUGUCUUUUUUAAAGUGAAAAUGUUGUCAUUGUUUGAUCGUUAGUGAAUUUUAGAGUUUGAAAUGACUUGAGCUUUUGUGUUUGUUGUGAAUGGACAGAAUUGGUACAAUUCACACUGUCCUUGCUGUGAGUGGAUGUUUCGUCUGUGACGCCGAGUUCUUGCUGUCUCUCAAUGCACUGUAGUGUCUUUGUAAUGGUUGAAGUAAAUAUUCAUUUUGAAGUAAUUCACCAUUUAAUUUCUGAAGUCUGAGGAAUGAAAGAGUCAUUUGUUUGCUCACAUUAAAAUAUGCUCAACAAG